AUGAACUCCAAUUGGAAUGGCGUAAACAAGGUCGUUGGAGCGGAGGUACAGUACACAUGUGACGCGGGUGGCUUUUUCGGAGACCUUAACACGACAGUAAAUAUUACUUGCGAGGAAAGUGGGAACUGGACGGAGAUUGACCCGGAAAUAUUCUUCUGCAGAAUACCCGUGCCAGAGGCUCCCCCUCCCACACCCCCCGGCGCCAUUAUGGUGGCCCCAGACCCCCCGUACUGGGUUCCUGCCGCCAUCAGUUUCAUCUGCAGUGAAGACCAAUUAUCUCCGCUGAACACCACCAACUACACGAUAUUCGGAAACGAGAGUGGGUGGAGUUAUCUCGAUCCUGACUUCGGGUGUUACAAUGUAUGCCAGGACGAUCCCUUUGAGGCCCCUGAGCGAGCAGAGUCCAACUGGAAUGGCUUUUCCAGAACAGAAGGAAUACAGGUGCAGUACACGUGCGAGGAGGACCACGUUUUCGCUGACUUCAACGCGACACUAAACAUCACUUGCGAAGGAAACGGGAAUUGGUCCUCUGUUGACCAGUCCAUCCUCAUAUGCAGGAUACCCAUUCCCUGUGACCCCCCUCCCGUACCCCCCGGAGCCACGAUGGUAGGGGAGCCCCCGUACUGGGCGGGGUCGGUCGUCACUUACGUCUGCGGGGAGAACCAGGCCUUCCCCAACAGCGGCAGGGUUGUGAACGUCACGGCGAACGCAACGGGUUGGCCUGAGAUGGGACCGGACUUCAUGUGCUAUAAUGCAUGUCAGCCGCUGCCCGAACUGCCGGAUCACGUGAGCCACAACCUCACGGGGACCGGAAUUUGGGGCGACGUCGUGCAGUACGAAUGCCGAGGUAUUUUCGCCGACGGAUCAAAAAACAUUACAGACUCUUGCGAAUUUGGCAACUGGACGCUCUCCGUCAUCCCCGAGUGCGAGUUACUUCACUUCCCAUUACAUUCAAGAUCUACUGAACACUAA
Messenger RNA from Penaeus monodon (black tiger shrimp), 972 nucleotides. Its product is annotated as complement factor H-related protein 4-like. The coding region runs from base 1 to 972 and encodes 323 amino acids. The transcript is spliced from 8 exons. Lineage: Eukaryota; Metazoa; Arthropoda; Malacostraca; Decapoda; Penaeidae. The record is from RefSeq and is a predicted model, not a curated record.